GGUGACUCUCGCAUCCUCCGCCAGUUGAUUUAACUUGGUCUGUUCGUUGUAAUCUUUAGACUCCAUCACGCACUUUUGAUUCCCUUCAGCAUCAUUCCCUCAUAAUGACCAGCUCUUCCGCUACUUCAUCUCCUUCUCAGAUUCAUCAGAACGUCGUUCCUUCUGAAGUCGGAUGGCAAUUUGUUCCUCAGUAUUACACUUUUGUUAACAAGCAGCCCAAUCGUUUGCAUUGCUUUUACACAAAAACCUCGACCUUCAUUCAUGGUACAGAGGGAGAGGAUGUCAAGGCAUGCUUUGGUCAACAGGAAAUCCAUAACAAGAUUACCUCUCUUGGCUUUGACGAUUGCAAGGUCUACAUCCACUCAGUUGACGCCCAGUCUAGUGCCAAUGGCGGUAUCAUCAUUCAAGUCAUCGGUGAAAUGUCAAAUCAUGGCGACCCUUGGCGCAAGUUCGUGCAGACCUUCUUCCUUGCAGAGCAGCCCAACGGUUAUUUUGUCCUCAACGACAUCUUUCGCUUCCUGAAGGAGGAGACCGUUGAAGAUGACGCAAGCGAACCCGAGGCUUCCUCUACCGCACCUUCUGAACCUGCACCUGAAUCUGUUCGCGAGCCAACUCCCCCGCCCCCUGCUCCUGAACCUGAAGUCGAAGAGCCAACCACAAUGGUCCCUGAGCCCAUUUCCCCGCCACCUGAGCCGGAAGUUGCCCCAGUUGAGGUCAAUGGCAUCCAUCAUGAGCCUGAGAUCCAACCGGAGCCUACUCCUGAGCCCUCCAUUCCCGAAACUGAGCCUGAGCCUGAACCUACCGCUUUGGUUGCGCCGCCACAAGCCCCUGCACCUCCCCCGCUUGUUGCGCCGCCACCAGUGCCUGCACCUCCCACUCUGGCCACCCCGCCGCCAGCUCCCGAACAAUCACCUGCUCCUCAGCCACCACCCCCUGCACAAAAACCUGCAGCACCAAAAACAUGGGCCAGCCUCGCUGCCACCGACUCUAAGCGCUGGGGCGCACAGGUAGCUACUGAGUCGAAAGGCUUGUCUGAGGUCCCUGCUUCUGCUGCAUCCCCAGCACCCCCGCCACCACCGGCUAGCGGUGCCCCUUCUCCUGCUCCACGGAGAGAGCACUCGCACUCGCACCAACACCACUCACAAUCGCUUAUCGCUGCGGCAAAUGCACUCACGACCCCACAGUGCUUCGUCAAGGGUGUCACUGAGGUCGUGUCGCAACAGCAACUGAUAACCCUUCUGGCUCGCUUUGGUACCGUCAAGGACGUCGAGAUUGUGCGCAGUAAAGCUUGUGCCUUCCUCGAGUUCAACAACCUUGAUGCUGCCAAGAAAGCAAUCAUUGCCUCGCUUCCUGCCAACUCUGGUGGCGAAGGCGGACUGCGCUUCGAUAGCCCUGAGGGCAGCGUCCGAAUCAUCGUGGAGACCAGGAAGGAGCGUGGCGAGCGGCCCAUUAGUCGGCCACGAGGUGGUGCGCCUAAUGGCGAGUCCAGGGGUUCAUUCCGGUCCCGGGGUGGACCUCGGGGACGUGGCGGGCCUCCACCCCCCAAGCAGUAAGAGCGCAUGCACAUGGUGGUUUGGAGGAGGAGUGAGGGUGAGGGGUGCUCAUCUGCGUGGUAUACUUGUUGUCCUAAGCUUAUUUCAUUUGCUUUUGUCCAUGUAGACGUGCGUGAUGGACGUGAUAUAAUGCGAAAAUCACCCUCGUACUCGUUUGUUUUGCUUGCUGUCGUGUUUUGGUAGUGAUUCGGUUAAUGAUUUCAGGGGUUUUCAUUGCGUGUCUUAGCUAGUGGCUCCUCCCUCCUACAUAUGUUAACUAUGUAGUACUUGAUCAUGUCAUGCACACAGACGCGUCUGCUCCCUAGUUCUUCCGAGCGUACUCCAAGGAUUUCAAAAUUCUUGUUUGGUCGAGUUUGACAAUAU
Molecule: messenger RNA, 1916 nt
Organism: Suillus clintonianus
Lineage: Eukaryota; Fungi; Basidiomycota; Agaricomycetes; Boletales; Suillaceae
Exons: 4
Coding region: 105-1553 (482 amino acids)
Biological process (GO): protein deubiquitination; ribophagy
Cellular component (GO): ribonucleoprotein complex; Ubp3-Bre5 deubiquitination complex; cytosol
Molecular function (GO): mRNA binding
Source: RefSeq, a predicted model, not a curated record